AUGGCCGCCCGAUCCGAAUCCCCGUUUAGCGCGGCGCCGACCCGACGCCGAUCGCGCCCCCGCGAUUUCCGACGAUCCGAUCCCCCGAGGGGGGUUUCACCCGCCCCCGCGCGACCGAUCCCGGGGACCCGCGCCGACACCCAAAAUUCCCGCCGCGUACCCGACCCCCGCGCCCCGGGCCCCGAUCCCCCCCCCGAUCGUUUUCCCCGCCCGAUCGCCAAAUCGCCCGAUUGGGGAUUCCCGCCGGAUCGCAAAUUUUUCCGGGGAUCCCCCGACCCGUUUCCCGCGGGGCCCCCUCCGAUCGCCCGACCCCCGACGGCCCGGGGGCCGACCCCGGGGGUUUCGCCCCCCGGGCCCGCGCCCCCGUUUCCCCCGGGUUUGUCGCGCGACCCCGCCGACGACCGGGGAUUUGGGGCGACCAAUUCCCCGAUUCCCGACGUUUCGGGGGUUUUCCCCCGCCCCUGGGCCCCGGGAUCGGGGCCCGGGGAAACCCCGGUUUUCCCCGAUCCACGAUCGGGGAACCCGGAUCCCCGGCCCCGGCGCCGAUCCCGACCCGAUCCGAGGGAUGCCGUUUUGGGACUUUUCGCCGCCCCGCGAUCCGCCCCCCCCUCGAUCCCCGGGGAUUUCCCCCCCCGGGUUCCCGCCCCCGCCGGGGCCCCCCCCUUUUUCCCGGGGACCCAGCCGCCGCCCCCCCGCGACCCCCCAAGGGUUUCCGAUCGCCGCCGAUUCGCCAAACCCGCAAAUGGGAACCGCCCGCCCGCCCCCCCGCCCGGGAUUAUCGACGCGCCCCCCGACCCCGGCGAUUUCGACCCCGAGCGCCGACCGACGAUCCGCCCCGGCCCCCGCGCGCGAUCGAUCGGAUCCGCCGACCCCGAUCCCCCGGGGAAUUCCCCCCUCGCCGGCGAGCCCCGCGAUUUCCCCCCGCCGUGGUCGCCCCGAUCCCGUUUCCCGCGAUGA
Molecule: messenger RNA, 957 nt
Organism: Penaeus monodon (black tiger shrimp)
Lineage: Eukaryota; Metazoa; Arthropoda; Malacostraca; Decapoda; Penaeidae
Product: basic proline-rich protein-like
Exons: 1
Coding region: 1-957 (318 amino acids)
Source: RefSeq, a predicted model, not a curated record